AUGUAUAUCAUGAGCCAGGAAAAGAGGGGGUUGAAGUCUAUUAUGGCUAUUGGUAGUAAAAUGCUACUCUUCUCCUCUUAAUCAUAGGAUAUUUGACCAAGGUCUCUCCACCUUAAAAUCAUGCUAGAAGCACUAGAGCAGACAACCGAAACUUGGGUGAAUUUCAAGGCUCUAGAUUAAUAUGACAUGGGACUGCUGGGGAAAUUGUCGCACCUCCCAGAUUGAGUCCCAAAAUGAUUGCGUGAAUGGCUGGGCUUAGCACGAGACCUCUGGGGACAAUGUCUAAAAUCCUUCGAAGAAUGACUAUCGCAAACAAGCAAUGGGAGCAAUACUUUCAUGACCGACCUCAUCACAUGUUCUAAGUGAAUACCAGAAAUAGUCAAGACAUAAAUUAAAUUGCUGCGCCCUCUACCUCUUUCCGUACCUAUAGCCAUUUGAUAGUUGUUGGAUCAGGCUUCUCCCUCGUUUCAUGGACAAAAUGCAAAACCCAAACCCAGGUGAGACUGGUGGAAAGGGCAGAAAAGACUGCAUUGAGUCAGGCAAGAGACUUGAUAAAGAGCUACACGAUAAGUUAGCCGCCAUCAAAGCCAACCCUCAAAACCUGGGUAAAGAAGCACGCAAGCCAUUUGACAAGAUUCCUGGCUACAAACUCAUCAUACAUGAUCCCUUUAAAGUCACCGACCCCAAGUACUGUGCUAAAGACAAAACUGUGCAUAAAAUGUUCAAGGACCUGAACUUGGACCAAUCUACGAAUUUCAAUUGCGCACAAGUACACUCUUUAGGGAGCGACAACGGCGCCGAACACUUGGUGUCCCAGAACUCCUUUUCACAAGGCGCCUGUGACGGACUAGUCAUUGCGGAAAUUAGUGAUAUGAGAAAAAGUAAUGUUACACCUCCCCAAGACAGAAUCGAACACUGGAGCGAUCUAUUCUUCCAGGUAAUCAAGAAUUUCUACUUCCCAAAGGAUGUCCCUAAGAUUACAUAUAUUCUUCGCGACAUGAUUGGUAACAUCACGACACGAGAAUGCAUCAAAGAAGCGCACAAAAGGCACCAAAACAACGUUUCAGAUGGAAAAGCAACCUUUGAUCGCUCCAAUUCUACAAACAGCGAGCUGGAGACCUACUAUUCGCUUUUACGUAGUCCGAACGGUGUAGGGGUUGCUCAUCUGUUGGAAGAUUAUCCUGCAACGUUUCGGCAGAGGAAGAUAGUAAAAAUUCACACCUGGAUGGCCAAGAUAUAUCCGGAAGACCAAUAUUCAAGUUUUUGGAAGUAUGCUAUGGCGUUUGAACUUGGCCCUGCGUAG
This is a messenger RNA of Hymenoscyphus albidus, 1303 nucleotides long. NCBI's taxonomy places the organism in Eukaryota, Fungi, Ascomycota, Leotiomycetes, Helotiales, Helotiaceae. The record is from the annotation of a GenBank genome assembly.